This is a messenger RNA of Styela clava, 2075 nucleotides long. Its product is annotated as serine/threonine-protein kinase Nek7-like. Gene Ontology annotation, biological process: peptidyl-serine phosphorylation. Gene Ontology annotation, molecular function: ATP binding; protein serine/threonine kinase activity. Lineage: Eukaryota; Metazoa; Chordata; Ascidiacea; Stolidobranchia; Styelidae. The record is from RefSeq and is a predicted model, not a curated record.
AAAGCCGAUGAUCGGAGAAACGUCCAUUCAUUCCGGCAGGACUUGACCUAAGUCACGCACGAGUUGAACUGUGAUGUCAUGACAUAUCUCAGUCAAAAUGUUGGGGAGCAUUGCUCAUUUGAUUUAGCUUCACGUUGUUUGUAACAGAGCCUUACGGACAGACGGAGGGACCACAAGCUGACAAGAAAUGUUCGCCAACUCGCAUAGUUCAGUGGUUUGAGUCGCUGAUUAAACCCCUGAACUUUCUCAAUCUUCAGAUCUUAGAACAAUUCCAGGAAUUUGCCAUUAUACGACAGUUGACUAUGGAGUCGGAAUUGCGUCCGCUUCCACAACCUUUAAAACCAGAACUUGGAUAUAAUUCACUUGCAAAUUACCACAUUGAAAGAAAAAUUGGUCGAGGUCAAUUCAGUGAAGUGUACAGAGCGAUAUGUCUACUGGAUAACAAACCGACUGCACUAAAGAAAGUGAAGAUAUUUGACAUGAUGGAUGCAAAAGCAAGACAGGAUUGUAUAAAAGAAAUAGAUUUAUUAAAGCAAUUAAAUCAUCAGAAUGUUAUAAGAUAUCUCGCAUCUUUUAUUGAAGAUAAUGAACUCAACAUUGUCUUAGAACUUGCAGAUGCAGGAGAUCUCAGUCGAAUGAUAAAGCAUUUCAAAAAACAAAGAAGGUUGAUUCCAGAAAGAACAAUUUGGAAAUAUUUUGUACAACUUGCGUCAUCCGUUGAACACAUGCACUCGAGGAGAGUUAUGCAUCGUGACAUAAAACCUGCCAAUGUCUUCAUUACUGCACAAGGUAUUGUCAAACUCGGGGAUCUUGGUCUUGGUCGGUAUUUUUCAUCAAAAACAAGUUUUGCGCAGAGUCUAGUGGGAACGCCGUAUUAUAUGUCGCCUGAAAGAAUUCACGAAAACGGCUACAAUUUUAAAUCCGAUAUCUGGUCGCUAGGAUGUCUAUUGUAUGAGAUGGCAGCACUUCAAUCACCUUUUUAUGGAGAUAAAAUGAAUCUCUAUGCUCUUUGCAAGAAAAUUGAAAGCUGUGAAUAUCCCCCUUUGCCUUCAGAUAUUUAUUCGGAACCGCUCCGAAGCCUUGUAUCAAUGUGUAUCAAUCCUGAUCCAGAUAAGCGUCCAGGUAUCGAGCAUGUCCACCAAGUAGCUAGAACUAUGUAUGAGGCAACGAAAGCGCCACCACCUCAGCAAUGAUGAUUUUUUCCGAUCCUGCUUGGGCUUUGCCAAAAAGUAUCUUUCUAUUUUCUGCAAAGCUUUUGCACUGAAGAGAUUCUAAAUCAUUUGUCUAUCUUUACUGUACUGUAUGACCUUAUUGUCUUGUAUUAGAACUAAGUAUAUGCAACUAUCGUCUGUACUCUUGCACCAAAAAAGUACAGACUUGUGCUAUUGUGAAUAGUGCUAUGAAUGUAAGAUGUGCAAGCUGAACCCUACCUGGAAGAUAAAUGUCUAUAUUUAAUGGAGACUAUGCUGUCAGCAAAAUAUUUCCUACUUUAAUAGAAUUUAGAAUCUGAAUUAUCAAAAUUCCGAGUCAAACCUUUCAGAAUCUGCAUUUGAUUGUAAGUUUCCAAUAUUUUCAAUUAUAAAAGUGAAUUUUAUGAUGUUGUAGUUUGUGUGCUUGCAAUUUGUCAUUGUAGAACCCAAAAUAGAUAGUCAAAGUACACUAAAUUUUUGAAAAUGUUGCACUGAUAGAGGCAUACAGAGCACUGAUAAAGGCAUACAUCUAAACAUUGUGGCGCGAAUGAUACAUCUUUACCAAAUAUAUAGUAUUCACUGUAAAACAUAAAAUUGUGUGUAACUUCAUUGAUGAUUUCUUUAGUUUAUAUUGUUACCAAGGUCAUGCACUCUAGACCUAAUUAAUGUUGUAUGUUUAUAUAUAUUUUAUCUUACAUGUAGUUGGUAUAAACUAGGGUAGCUAUUCAAACUUUUUCCACCUUUUUUAAUUACUUACUAGUGAUUAGGGCUGGGCAUUUUCGAAUACCUUGUGAUUUCAGAAUCGAAUCUCGAAUACUUGAAAAUAUAUAAUUGUAAGCGACUUUAUUAUAGUAAUCUCUCAACAAAUGAAUUACUGAAGACAUA